Messenger RNA from Cajanus cajan (pigeon pea), 1130 nucleotides. Its product is annotated as large ribosomal subunit protein uL2x. The record is from RefSeq and is a predicted model, not a curated record. Gene Ontology annotation, cellular component: cytosolic large ribosomal subunit; ribosome. NCBI's taxonomy places the organism in Eukaryota, Viridiplantae, Streptophyta, Magnoliopsida, Fabales, Fabaceae. Gene Ontology annotation, molecular function: RNA binding; structural constituent of ribosome. Gene Ontology annotation, biological process: cytoplasmic translation.
AAAACCCUAACUUCGAUCCCUCCUUCCACCGGCGCGGCAGAGAGUACAGUAGUGUUGUUGGAUCGUAAUGGGUAGGGUGAUUCGUGCACAGCGUAAGGGUGCGGGGUCGGUGUUCAAGUCCCACACCCACCACCGCAAGGGUCCGGCGAGGUUCCGCAGUUUGGACUUCGGCGAACGGAACGGGUACCUGAAGGGCGUGGUCACCGACAUCAUCCACGACCCCGGGCGCGGCGCCCCUCUGGCCAAGGUCACCUUCCGCCACCCCUUCCGCUACAAGAAGCAGAACGAGCUCUUCGUCGCCGCCGAGGGCCUCUACACCGGCCAGUUCAUUUACUGCGGCAAGAAGGCCACCCUCGUCGUCGGCAAUGUCUUGCCCAUCAGAUCCAUCCCCGAAGGUGCCGUCAUCUGCAACGUCGAGCACCACGUCGGUGACCGCGGCGUCUUCGCCAGAGCCUCCGGCGACUACGCCAUUGUUAUCAGCCACAACCCCGAUAACGAUACCUCUAGGAUCAAGCUUCCUUCUGGUGCGAAGAAGAUUGUGCCAAGUGGGUGUAGGGCGAUGAUUGGGCAAGUUGCGGGAGGAGGGAGGACUGAGAAGCCUCUUCUUAAGGCUGGUAAUGCUUACCACAAGUUUAGAGUAAAGAGGAAUUGCUGGCCUAAGGUGCGUGGUGUGGCUAUGAACCCUGUUGAGCAUCCUCAUGGAGGAGGUAACCACCAACAUAUUGGGCAUGCUAGUACCGUUCGGCGUGAUGCUCCUCCUGGCCAGAAGGUUGGUCUCAUUGCUGCUAGGAGGACUGGUCGUCUUAGGGGACAAGCUGCUGCCACUGCUGCCAAAGCUGAUAAGACUUCUUGAAGAGUUUCUUAGGGUUGUAUUUGAUUAUUAUUAUAAGUUCUCAAAUUUUGUUUCUUUAGUAGUUUAUGUUUAACUGUUUUGAGUACUACUUCGAGCACCAUUUUCCCCAUAAAUAUGAAGCUGGCAAUAGACGGUGUAUUUGUUCGAGAUUUAUUCACUGCUGUUGUUUGUCAACCUUUUACUGCUAGCAACUAGUUGGUACUUGGAAUGCUUCUCUCAUUUCAGUGUGGUUUUUGUUUUAGCUGCACCUUAUCAUAUUUUUAUGCUAUUUUGCUUG